GUGUUAGAAGAAAUUAAGAAGCUUAAAUUGAAAAAUUAUGAAAUUUAUUAUAUGGGUCAACAAUUGCAUAAAAUGUAUAAUAAAAUACUUGCAAGUAUUGAAGGAUUGAAACCUCCUGUUGACUAUGAUGGAAACAAAAAAUACCAAACAAUUA
Messenger RNA from Entrophospora candida, 154 nucleotides. Lineage: Eukaryota; Fungi; Glomeromycota; Glomeromycetes; Entrophosporales; Entrophosporaceae. The record is from the annotation of a GenBank genome assembly.